This is a messenger RNA of Rhipicephalus microplus (southern cattle tick), 951 nucleotides long. RefSeq lists its product as uncharacterized. The record is from RefSeq and is a predicted model, not a curated record. Lineage: Eukaryota; Metazoa; Arthropoda; Arachnida; Ixodida; Ixodidae.
AUGGAACUACUGAAGCCACCGCAGCCAUUGGUGCUCUCGGGAAGUACAGCAAAGAACUGGAGCCUUUUCAAGCAGAGCUUCGAGCUGUUCCUGCAGGCCACGGAGCCGUCGAAAGAACCGAGGUCGGAGGCAGCCAAGACAGCACUCCUGCUCAGCGUUGCCGGAGAAGACGCCCUAGAGAAAGGGCCUCAAGUCAGUGAAGUGCGCGACGAGCAAGAUGACUUUUACAUCCUCGAUGUCAACGUUGGCAGCAAAGCUGAUCUGCUGAUCAAUGCAACAUUGGCUUCCAAACAAGUGUCUCUUAAGGUUGACACAGGCUCACAAGCCAACUUGUUGCCUCAGUCUGUGUUCCAAAGCCUAAAAUCGAAGUCCAGGUUACGGGAAAGCUCCUCUGUUCUGCGCUCAUACAGUGGCGACGCUAUCAAGCAUAUCGGUGCUACUACGCUACAAGUUGUCGCGAACAGCCACACCGGUUACUUCGACUUCUUCAUUGUUAAGAAGAGCACCCAGGCCAUCCUGGGGCUGUCGGUGAGUGAAGCUUUGGGACUGGUCUCUCGUACUGUCGACGUAGUGAAUACAAGCAGCACCAUCCAAGCGAUGACAGAAUUUCCCGAGUUGUUUCAGGGCAUCGGUUGGCUAAAACGCCAGUACCACAUGGUUCUGCAGGGGGAUGCAACCCCGGUGGUCCAACCGGUACGACGGGUGCCCCAGGCGCUGCUCCAGCCCUUGCGAGAGGAACUGUAUCGCAUGGAGCAUGAAGGCAUCGUGGUCAAAGUCAGCGAACCGACGGAUUGGGUGAGCCCCUUUGUCGCCGCGAGAAAAAAGGAUGGUAAACAAAUGUUCCUGGCUGAUAUGUUAUCUAGAUCGUCGCCAGUGGCACCGGGCACUAUGGAUGACUUCACAGAGGAUGUUGACCUUCAUGCAGUGAGCGUGUCUUCAGACCUGAUAUGA